AUGGCUUCAUCUUCACCUUAUCAAUUAGGGGCCGAACUCGCUUUGGCUCGAGCCAAAGUAGCCGAACUCGAGCAGGCGCUACAGGCCUCCGCAGACCAUGCCGGACCGAUAACAGACAAGAGGUCCAAAGCCUCGACAGGUAGGACUCAAGUACGCAUUCAAGGCUUGAGUCAACAAGAGUAUAGACGAUAUGGUCGACAAAUGAUCCUGCCAGCUGUGGGUUUGCCUGGUUAGUCGGAGCGAAUGCGACGGCCCCGUCGAAACUAUUUGCCCAUUCGCCCUGUACGAUUCAUACAGGUCAACUCAAGCUCAAACAAGCCCACAUCCUCGUCAUCGGCGCAGGCGGUCUAGGAUGUCCCGUCUUGCUCUAUCUCGCAGCCGCAGGCGUAGGUGAGUCGCUGUUCGGUAUAGGCGAAGAGGGUCCAGCACACGAGCUCACGUGAUCCGUCAUUUGGCCUCUGCUUGAAGGUCAAAUCACCAUCUUGGAUCAUGAUGACGUCGAAUUGUCCAACCUACAUCGCCAGGUAUUGCAUGACGAGACAAGGAUAGGGUUCAACAAAGCAGAGAGUGCUCGGAUAGGGCUCGAGAGGUCGGUCCGCCUUUCGGAGCCAAAAGUUUCUUCAGACGUUCUGACUCCCGUCUGACGCUCAUUUACCUUCAGGCUCAACUCGGACAUUAUCAUCAACUCCUACGCCUUACCAUUCACACCAACCUUAUUCGAUCCCUCGAAUUGCUCAAGCACUCCGGACUGCGUUCUGAAAGCGAGCUUCACCCUCGUCCUCGAUUGCACCGACAACGCAGCGACACGGCAUUUCCUCAACGCCUAUGCCGUGCGUUACAGUAUUCCCCUCGUCAGUGGAGGAGCUGUGAGAGCUGAAGGUACGGUCGGAGUCUUUGGCCUCAAGCUACAAAACGAGAUUACGUCGGCUGAGAAUGGAACCGCCGAGUAUGGCCCCUGUUACGCCUGUGUCUUUCCUGCACCGCCAUCACCUUUGGAGGAUGUUGCGGACGUGGAUGGCUUAUCCGAGGAAGAGAGGGAAGAUAGGAGGCUGGAGCAGACGGCGUUGCAAGGUACGGGAGCGUGCUCGGAUGAAGGUGUGCUUGGUCUUUUGUGUGGUCAGGUCGGGGUGCAGAUGGGCUGCGAGGCUAUGAGGGUGUUGUUGGGGAUGGGUGCGUGUACGAAGAGCUCCAGCGAGCAAUAUUAUAUUUCAAUCAGCUAAAAGAUUUCUUUCCACCACCACAGCCAAACCGACCCUGCACCUUUUGUCACCCCUAUCCGCGCACCCCUUACGAACGAUCAAGCUCCGAGCUCGCCAGCCUUCCUGUCCAGCGUGCGGAGCCGACUCCACAACCAAAUGGGAGGAGUUUCUGCAAGCUGGGCACUGGUCCGAAUGGAUCGACCCCUUGUGCGAACUUCCUGGAGCGGGUCAGGGUGCGCUAAGGAAGGAUGAGAAGAGGUGGAGUGCGAGAGCGCUGAGUGAACGAUUGGCGCAGGGUGAGCAUGGAGGAAAAUUGAGGUUGAUUGAUGUGAGACCUGGUGUCGAGUGGGGGAUUUGUAAGAUUCCUGGGAGUGAGAGUAAGCCGACGCUGUAGACACCGCUGUAAGACUUGGAGCCAAAGGCGAAGCUAACGGUCACAACUCGUCACGUAGACAUCCCCCUGGCGCAAAUCCUGAGAGAUCCUUCGAUCGUUCUCAAAGAGCAAGACGACUCAGAACCUCAAGAGCUAGUGUUCGUUUGCCGAAGAGGAAACGACUCGAUCGUCGCUGCUCGAGCUGUCAAGAGAUCCAGGGACAAGAAAUCUGGAACUGGGGAGUAUUCGGUAGGGAGUGGAGGUUCAUUUGUGGUUGGUGAUCUGAAGAACGGGUUGGUCGGGUGGAGUAGGGACGCCGAUGAGAUGUUUCCAACUUACUGA
This is a messenger RNA of Microbotryum saponariae, 1914 nucleotides long. Lineage: Eukaryota; Fungi; Basidiomycota; Microbotryomycetes; Microbotryales; Microbotryaceae. The record is from the annotation of a GenBank genome assembly.